Messenger RNA from Lineus longissimus, 1469 nucleotides. RefSeq names its product dnaJ homolog subfamily C member 28-like. The transcript has 5 exons. Bases 93 to 1265 code for a protein of 390 amino acids. Lineage: Eukaryota; Metazoa; Nemertea; Pilidiophora; Heteronemertea; Lineidae. The record is from RefSeq and is a predicted model, not a curated record.
GUUUCGGUGCCACAUUUCGCCGCUUGGUGCCGCCACUGUUUUGACAGGCAUUUCUCUGCACUGACAAAAACCUUAUUUUCCAAAGUCUGUGAAUGCUGCAGAGGAUGCAGCUGUGUUCCAUUUGCCGAUCUCAGUUAGCUAGAGCACUUCUACGUGGCCAGCUGAAUAAAUCUGGUGGCCAGCAGGCCAGAAGAAUAACCCUGUCAUCAUUUCUGGGAAGUCGCCACUUGACUUUGAAAGAAAGCUAUGCCCUGCUUGAUUGUUCAACAGAUGCUGAGCUAGGCGUCCUCAAAGCCACAUUCAUUGAGCUAGCAAAGGUGUACCAUCCAGACAGCGGUGCAAAAACAGCUGAUCCGCAAAUGUUUACUGAGAUAAAGGAAGCCUACAAAGUGAUUGAGAAGCACCUGAAGAAAAAGGCCGAAAUCGAAGACAGGCAAAAAGCUGAACAACAAAAAGGAGAGCUUGAGUUUGACAUCAAACAUACAGCACCUCAACAUCGGCAAUAUCUGAACUAUGAGGGUAUUGGCUAUGGUACGCCACGUCAGCGCCAGAAACAAUAUGAGAAGUAUCGGGUGAUGAGAGCAUCUGAGAAUCUGCGGGAUUACAGGACAGAGAAAAUUAUGUGGAAAGUCGAGGACGCCUUGUUGGUGAAAGAUAAACGAGAGGCCAGCAAGGCAAAAAUAAGGAAUACCAUGGAUCGCUUGGUUGAAGAUUUAAUCCUCGACUCGAUGGCAAAAGGGGAGUUUCGGGACCUCCAGGGAAAGGGGAAGCCACUGUCUCAAACUUAUCACAACCCUCUUGUUGAUACCACGACCCAGAAUCUGAACCGAAUACUGAUCGACAAUGGCUAUGUGCCAGAGUGGAUCAGUUUAGAAAAAGAAUUCAGAAAAGACAUUCGAGAUGCCAAAGAAAGACUUGAAAAGAAAAGAUACAAACUAGGACCGCUCCCUUUUUCACCAUUAGAGGAAUCAAGAUGGACUAUGUUCUGUCAAACGUUUGAAGAGGAAAUGAAAUUGGUGAAUAAACAAAUUGAAAAAUUCAACAUGAUUGUACCGACUAUGCAGCAACAGAUAAUACCAAUCAAGGCAGAAUUCAUUCAGGAUUCUGUCCUCAGUGAUUACGAUGCAAUUAGUAGACGGAUGGAAAAGGAAAAUAAAGCAGAAUGUGAUAGACUUGAAAGAACUGGUCGAGGUGAAAACUAUGUUACAUUUGUGGAUGUAAUGAAGGAAAUUGCAGCGUUGUUCAGGAGAGGUAUACCACCUUAAUGAGACACUGGCAAAGUCAUAGAAAAAACUUUCAGCACAACUAAUUCGCAUCAACUUGUUGAAACUGUUACACAAUCACUGUAGUCACAUCCACUGGAAACACCACAGCUGCCACAUCCACUGCAGUCACCUCCGCCAGUGAAGACGGGGGGAAAUUGCUUUUGCCUCUGUAGAUGCAAAUGAGAGGAGAAACUAAAUUGUCGA